GAAGCUACUGUGCAUCUCGCACUUCGUCGUUAUUUUCCAAAUUAUCAUAUCAAAGACAGAGAAAACGAGAGAAAAUUAACUGAGAUAGUGUGUGAAUCUCAUCGGCGUUUCAAUCUGAUUAUCGGUGAUUGUCUGUUCGUGUCGAAUCUCGCUGAUUUGAGUAUAUUUUACCGGAGAAAUAGAAAGUACAGAGAGUGUGCGUAUGUGUUCGUGUUAAGAGGAAUCUCGCUCUUGUUCAAUAUGUGUAUUUCUGGAUGUAAUGGAUGAUAGUGAAGAGAUUGCAUUUUAUAAGGAGUUUGCAUAGAAUCCGUGAUGUUAUCGUUGUGAAUCUGGAGUAUCGGAUCCAUCGGUGUGUUACUUCUGACGGAUUUCAUUGUGAAUUCGGUCAAACAAGAUUUGCAGAAAAUGAACGGAGGAGAAAAAGAUGCGGCUGGUCCCGCUGAAAAGCUGCAACCGCUGGAGUGGAAAUUCUCUCAGGUUUUUGGCGAACGGUCUGCAGGGGAGGAAGUGCAGGAAGUUGAUAUUAUUUCUGCCAUUGAAUUUGAUAAAACCGGGGAUCACCUUGUCACUGGAGAUCGUGGAGGUCGGGUUGUUUUAUUUGAAAGAACUGAUGCAAGAUAUCAUGGUGGAAAUCGGAGAGAUCUAGAGAGGAUGGAUUACUCAAUCAGUAGGCAUCCUGAGUUCCGCUAUAAGACAGAGUUUCAAAGCCAUGAGCCUGAGUUUGAUUAUCUCAAGAGCUUGGAAAUUGAGGAGAAAAUCAAUAAAAUUAGAUGGUGUCAGUCAGCCAAUGGCGCCCUAUUUCUUCUCUCGACUAAUGACAAAACCAUCAAAUUUUGGAAGGUUCAAGAGAAGAAGGUUAAGAAAAUAUGUGACAUGAACGUGGACCUUGUGAAAGCUGCAGGAAAUGGUCCUAUUGCAGGUUCGAGUACGUCAACCCUCUCGAAACCAUGUAUUGCAAAUGGAGAAUGCACAGAGAAACUCAUUGGUCGUUCAAGCACUGAUUUUGAGUUUCCAUCCGGGGGUAUCCCAUCUUUGCGUUUGCCUACGGUAGUGACUAGUCAUGAGAUGAGCCUUGUGGCAAGGUGUCGAAGAAUAUAUGCCCAUGCCCACGACUAUCACAUCAAUUCCAUUUCUAAUAACAGUGAUGGAGAGACUUUUAUAUCGGCUGAUGAUUUGCGAAUAAAUCUUUGGAACUUGGAAAUUAGCAAUCAGAGUUUUAAUAUUGUUGAUGUGAAGCCUGCAAACAUGGAGGAUCUGACUGAGGUGAUAACUUCGGCAGAAUUUCACCCUACCCACUGCAACACGUUAGCAUAUAGUAGUUCGAAAGGCUCAAUCCGACUGAUUGAUCUGCGACAAUCGGCUCUAUGUGACAGUCAUAGCAAAUUGUUUGAGCAGCCGGAGGUGCCUGGCACGAGGUCCUUUUUCACCGAAAUAAUUGCCUCAAUCUCGGAUGUAAAGUUUUCCAAAGAUGGAAGACAUUUACUUAGUCGUGACUACAUGACUCUCAAGUUAUGGGACAUAAAUAUGGAUUCUGGGCCUGUUGCAACUUUCCAGGUUCAUGAAUACUUGAGACCUAAGCUCUGUGAUUUGUAUGAAAAUGAUUCUAUCUUUGACAAGUUUGAGUGUUGUCUUAGUGGAGAUGGACUUCAAGUUGCAACUGGCUCCUACAGCAAUCUGUUCCGUGUGUUUGGUUGUUCCCAAGGAAGCACAGAAGCAACGACUUUGGAAGCCAGCAAAAAUCCCAUGAGGAAGCAAGUCCAAACACCAUCAAGGCCUGCUAGAUCUCUGGGCAAUCUAUCUCGUGGUUUCAGGCGAGGUGCGGAUAACUCUGGAGUUGAUUCAAAUGGGAAUGCUUAUGAUUUCUCAACGAAGCUGCUACAUCUGGCAUGGCAUCCAACUGAAAACUCACUUGCGUGUGCUGCCUCAAACAGCCUUUAUAUGUAUUAUGCAUAAGUUGAUUCGGGACGGAAUUCUUUUUUUCUUGGAAAAGCUCAGAUCAUCGCCUCUAUGGAAGAUCAUUGCCCUGCUUCCUCAGCAAGUGAGGUGGGAGUUGUGCAAUUAUCAGACUCCCAUUAGAAUUCUAGCUACAGGCGAACAUUUACAACCUGGAGGUGCCGUUCCUUGAAGUAUGCGUAUGUAUUGUCUGUCCUCGACCAUUGUGCAUGAGAGUUUGUUACCAUUAAAAUUUUAGCUCAUUUUAACAAUGAGGUUCGAUGUUGCUCUUGUUGAAUUAUCUAGGAAGGCCUCGGCGUUUGUACCAGGCUGGCAGGGUCUUACUGAUUAUAUUCUUUCAUUAAGAAGAUGCAAUCCUUUAUAUUAUUUUGGUUAGGUAAAAAAACGACGCCGUCUUAGCUCCCCAACAAUUGGAACAAAAGCUUCUAAUUAGUGAUGCUUCGCCGCUGCGGGGUUGAAAGCCUGAAUGUGGGAGGGGAAACUGUUUGAUGCAUCAAUUCACAUUGAUACUUAGGGCUUCAAAUGUGUACAAUUUCGACUUAAAAUUCAAUUCUUGUGAUACUUAAA
Tripterygium wilfordii is the source of this 2520-nucleotide messenger RNA. Its product is annotated as serine/threonine protein phosphatase 2A 55 kDa regulatory subunit B beta isoform-like. The transcript has 14 exons. Gene Ontology annotation, biological process: peptidyl-serine dephosphorylation. Lineage: Eukaryota; Viridiplantae; Streptophyta; Magnoliopsida; Celastrales; Celastraceae. Gene Ontology annotation, molecular function: protein phosphatase regulator activity; protein binding. The coding region runs from base 406 to 1953 and encodes 515 amino acids. The record is from RefSeq and is a predicted model, not a curated record. Gene Ontology annotation, cellular component: cytosol; protein phosphatase type 2A complex.